AUGCUGCUCGAUGCAGUUUGGCUUUGUACUUUCCUUCUGAUGGGGGCCGGAGUCUCGGCGUUCAAGCUCUUUCCCAGCAAACGCCUCGUGGAGGGUGGUGAAGCCGUGUCUAAAUAUCAAGCGCGCGCCCACAUCAGCGAUGAAGACGUCCUCGAAUCCAGGAAUGCAGUCUACGCUCUGAAAAGAAGAGGUUUGGGAUCCUUGAUCUGCUGCAAGGCCAUGCCAGAAGUGGAUGAAGCUGCCCACACUCGCAAGUGGGCAGAGAUCGAGCACCUCCACGAGAAUCCGCCCCACGUAUCUUUGGCUAUGACGUCCAAGUCAUCCACCUUUCGACCUAUUCCUAAAGAGUGGGAAGGCGUGCAGUACGUCAAUCACCCCUACGUCAUCCCAACCAAAGCCACAUCUCUGAAGGUCGACCCUUCGCAGAUCGGCGCACACGUCACCGGCUCACUCGGCCCGACGGACGUGAGGCUGGAGUCGGGUGAUCAUGAUUGGCACGUCAAGCAGAAUUUCGCCGAGGACAUCUACGGUAAUCUUCAACUCACCAGCCACGAGAUCACAAAGAUUCCCCACACAAGUACACAUUUGCCCAUGGACAAGCUACCUCCAGGACCAGACGGUGGAGAAAUGAGGCCUCCGAAGCAGAUCCGGCGCUAUAUGACCGAAAGACCAGAGCUCGUUCGAGAUAAAGAGCCAGCGGCGCACUCAACGUAUGCGGGCGACAAGACGUGGGAGUGGAACAAGGAGCCCAACGAAUUGAAAAAACGGCCGUCACAGGAUCUUCAUCUCAAAUUUCACAAGUACGCUCCCAUCCAUUUCCGAGAGGUCAGGCAGUACCAUACCGAGGUCGCUGGCCAGCCCACGUUCGUCGUGACAAAAGAGGCUCGCCAUCCGCCCUUGCCAGAGCAGUACGCUGAGCUCCCAAACGCUAGUGCAAAGCAUGAACAAGAAACAGCUCCCAACGCCGGCGCUUCUAUUGCUGACGUGCCUAGCGAGCAGAGCAAGCUCGUGCCUUACAAAAAGAAGCGCUUGCCAGGCUUCUUUUGA
Ceraceosorus bombacis is the source of this 1047-nucleotide messenger RNA. The record is from the annotation of a GenBank genome assembly. Lineage: Eukaryota; Fungi; Basidiomycota; Exobasidiomycetes; Ceraceosorales; Ceraceosoraceae.